Molecule: messenger RNA, 2371 nt
Organism: Esox lucius (northern pike)
Lineage: Eukaryota; Metazoa; Chordata; Actinopteri; Esociformes; Esocidae
Gene: ctbs
Product: chitobiase, di-N-acetyl-
Exons: 7
Coding region: 109-1200 (363 amino acids)
Biological process (GO): carbohydrate metabolic process; chitin catabolic process
Cellular component (GO): extracellular region
Molecular function (GO): chitin binding; chitinase activity
Source: RefSeq, a predicted model, not a curated record
UCGGUAUAGCUUUGAAAAGUGGCCGGUGCACCGGAGUUCCAGUUUCAAUAGUGCCCUCGCUAACUGUGUUCAAGUUUUAAUACGUUUGUAUUUUACUAAUAGCGAAUAAUGUCAAUGUGGCUAUUUUUCUUUCUGACGGCGUUUAACGUUAGCCUGUUUUGCAAAGCAGAAGUUUGCCCAUGUGACACCAAGGAAUUAUGUGAACAAAUUCGCGAUGAGAAGGACUUUGAGGUGUUGGUUUUCGAUGUGGGCCAGAAAGCAUGGAAGUCAUAUGAUUGGGACAAAGUGACAACUGUUGCAGCAUUCGGAAAAUAUGACUCAGAACUCAUGUGCCAUGCUCAUUCGAAAGGAGCUCGGCUAGUGCUAAAAGGAGAUGUUUCCAUCUCUGAAAUGGUGGACCCUGCCAACAGGACAGCAUGGGUCACAGAAAAAGUGGACUUGGCCAAGAAACAGUUUAUGGACGGCAUCAACUUAGACAUUGAGGAAGAAGUGGCUGAAUCCUCCCCAGAGUACUAUGCCUUGACAGCACUUGUCAGAGAGACCACUGAAGCCUUUCAUAGAGAGAUCCCAGGUUCCCAGGUGUCGUUUGACGUGGCCUGGUCGCCCAAGUGUAUAGACAAACGCUGCUACGACUACGUCGGCAUAGCCGAGUCCUGCGACCUACUGUUCGUGAUGUCCUACGACGAGCAGAGUCAGAUAUGGGGCGACUGUGUUGCCAUGGCGAACGCCCCAUUCAAUCAGACACUGACAGCGUAUCGCCAAUAUCUAGCGAUGAACGUGGAUCCAAAGAAGCUUGUUAUGGGAGUCCCAUGGUAUGGCUAUGAUUAUCCUUGUCUUGACCUCUCCCAGGAAGGCGUGUGCACAUUGGCCAAGGUCCCCUUCCGUGGGGCCCCUUGCAGCGACGCGGUUGGCCGGCAGGUACCUUACAGCGCUAUGAUGAAACAGGUCAACGGCUCCAUGUCAGGCAGGCUGUGGGACAAUGUCCAGCUGGCUCCUUACUACAUCUACAAGGACCAAAGUGGACAGGCCCAUCAGGUGUGGUACGAUGACCCGGAGAGCAUUGCCCUGAAGGUGGCCUACGUACGAGACCAGGGCCUCAGAGGCACAGGCAUGUGGAACGGCAACCUUCUGGACUACAGCAACAACCCGGUUGCCAAGCAGCAGACCAAAGACAUGUGGGAAGCCCUCAUGGGUCUAUGAGACACUGCGUUGAGGUUGUCUCUCCCCCGGAUCCCAGGGCUAAUUUGUUGCUAAGUCCAUAGACACUUUUGUCUGAGGGGGCGGAGGAACCAUAAAGCUUCUUCCUCUUGAACUCAGGGAAUCUGUACUUGCACUUCAAUGACAUGUUUUAUUUUAUUUUAUUGCAAUCGUAAAAUCAGUAGUUGGGGCAUUCCUAACCCAUGUUCUGUAGAAACAUUUAUAUUUCCAUCAGAGAUGCACUCAAAAAGUUACUGUCUAAAUCUUACAAAUGAUUUGGCUUCUGCGGGAAUAAGCCCUUAAUAAUACUGCAUACUAAAACAUACAGACACAUACAUAGAUAACAAAUAACAACACAUACUAAGAACACUUCACUCUUGUAUGAUGUUUUCUCUCAUUUUAUCACAGAUUUUUGUAGAAAUCCUGUUGAUUGUUUAAGGGAUAUAGUUUGACCUAGAUUCAUAACAGAGUGAAAUACCACUAACCCCGAGUGGUUCUUGAAGGCCCAUGGAGUCAUUUUUCACAACCAGACAUUAUUCACCUCUUUCCCAGCCAGGAUUGGCUAAUUCCCAGCCUGGAAUUAGCAUUAUUAGCAUCGUCCAAAAAUGAAUUGAAACUGCUAAUUCCAGCCUGGGAAUCCUGGCUGGGAUGGAGGUGAAUAAUGGCUUGUUGUGAAAAAUGAUUCCUAGGCCUUCAAGAGCUAUGCAGGGUAAGUGAAUUUCACCCACAUAUGAAUUUAGGUCGAACUAUCCUUUUAAGAAUAAUGUUUGUGUUGUAGUUGUUCCGGUUUUAGCCCUGAUUUUAUGUCAAUUUACAUGUGUCAGCUAAAAUUAAAAUGUGAUGCAAAUGUUUGUGCUUGAGAAAUCAAGUAAAUCCUAAAAUAUUGGCAUCUGAUUUCUGGAGAAAACAAAGGCCUUCUAGUCAUGCUGAUACGGAAGCUUUGGUAGUGUGCUAUGAGACCGUAGUAUCAACUCCGAUAAAUGACCCAAGGAAAGAUCCUCAAUGCAGCAAAUGGCAGAUUACGAAACCCCAAACAACAUGUAGGAUAAAAGCCAAAUCAUGGAUUUCACUGCUUGUGCCAGUAGAUAUCAGAGCAACUUCUCUGACUUAAAAUUGUUUGGAAAUGGAAAAUCAAAUAUUUUCUUAUGGAGUAAGGCCACAGUUGUGCUGAUGA